Molecule: messenger RNA, 8181 nt
Organism: Clarias gariepinus (North African catfish)
Lineage: Eukaryota; Metazoa; Chordata; Actinopteri; Siluriformes; Clariidae
Product: microtubule cross-linking factor 1
Exons: 16
Coding region: 561-6338 (1925 amino acids)
Biological process (GO): regulation of autophagy
Source: RefSeq, a predicted model, not a curated record
ACGAGUAAGUAAGUGUGUGUGUGUGAAAGAUAAAAAAAAAGUGAUUUAUAACGCCGUUUCUCUACCGAAGCCGAGCGCGAGGGGAGUGUAGAGUGACGCAUGCGCACUGCGCUGCUCACGGCACCGGGCGUCACACCGCAGCGGCUGCAGCUUUUUUUUUUUUUUUUUCAGAUAGAAGAAGAAGAAGAACAGGAGGAGAGAAGGAGAGAGAGAGAGAGAGAGAGAAGGCAGGAAGGCCCGCGAGCUCGGGAUCAGUGAGAAGGUUGGACGGACGGACAUAUUGAUCCGGUAUUUCCGGGCUGCGGAUGCGGUUCUCCGUGGCGCGCGCGCACCAUUUGUUGCUGAAAAGCCAGGUUUUCAGGGAUUAUUAUUAUUAUUAUUAUUGUAGUAAUAAGAGCGCUGUGUGGUGAUUUAUCUGUCUUGACUUUGGCCGGAUGAUGGACCGGAGCUGAUUGAGAGCAGUGAGAGCAUCCGUGAGAAGUGAUGAGAGAGCAGGGUGAGGAGUACCGCGUGUGCGCGCUCGGUUCGGUUCGGUCCGGGUUUGUUUUCCGCUCGGUGUUAUGAUGGAAAGCGCUGAUGGCUCCACCAGCGACGCGAAACCACAAAGCCAGCCGGUGGAGAAGAAGAGGUUAAACCGUGCACCGUCUCCAGCCAGACCUUUCCUGAAGGAUGUCCACUCCAGAGCUCCGAAAGCGUCCGCGCUCACGCCGAAAUCUCCCAAACUCAGCAACAAGCAGCAGCAGCAGCAGCAGCACUGCACACCGCCGUCCUUCAGUCCGCACAGCCGCCUGGUGAGACGCGCCGUGACGGCCGGAGCGAAGGACAAACCUGCGCCGGGGAAAAUCGCCGCCAAGUCCGCGGCGAAUAAAAAGGCCGCAAAGGUCACGCUUGCCGGGAAACCGGCGGUGAAGGCGGCGGACUCCGUCCCUCGUGCGCCGAAAGCCGGAAAAGCGAAGCCGGUCCCCCUGGCGCGCGCGCCCCCGGCCCACGGUUCCGACUCGCCGGUGCGCGUUCCCACGGGGCGCCUCGCUCAGACGGACAGCAGCUCGGAUCUCUCGGACUGUCCCUCCGAGCCGCUGUCCGACGAGCAGCGCCUCGCUCAGGCCGCCAGCAGCGAUGCCGAGUCCGGAGCCGGGUCCGGGUGCAGUGCUGCGGCUGCGGAUGAAACCCGACUGCUGCACGGACAGAGAGCGGACAUCACCACCGCGGCCCAGGCACACGCUUCACCUGCGAGGGACAAACCCAAAGCGGAAACCCUCCCGCAGAUCAAACCGGAGGUCUGCAAAGAGCUGGCGGAGGAGGACUUACUACGGGAGAUCGAAGAGCUUCGCUCGGAAAACGACUACCUCAAGGACGAAGUGGAUGAGCUGCGUGCUGAGAUGGAGGAGAUCAGGGACAGCUACUUGGAAGAGGAGGUGUAUCAGCUGCAGGAGCUACGCAGGGAGCUGGAUCGCUCCAACAAGAACUGCCGUAUCCUUCAAUACCGGCUGCGCAAGGCAGAGCAGAAAAGCCUGCGAGUGGCCCAGACUGGCCAUGUGGAUGGAGAACUGCUCCGUAACCUAGAACAGGAACUUAAGGUAGCCAAAGAUGUCUCGGUGCGUCUACACAACGAGCUGGAGAGCGUGGAGGACAAGCGCACGCGGGCAGAGGACGAGAACGAGACGCUCAGGCAGAAGAUCAUCGAGGUGGAGAUUUCCAAGCAGGCUCUGCACAAUGAGCUGGACAGGGCCAAAGAGGUGUCAAUAAGAAGACGAGGGAGCCGGGAAACAUUCAAAGACAAAAAAUCUCUUUCUCAGGAGGAUAGUGCUGACCUGCGAUGUCAGCUGCAGUUCUCUAAAGAAGAGUCAGCCCUAAUGCGCAAGAAGAUGGCCAAGCUAGGCCGGGAGAAAGAUGAGCUGGAGCAAGAGCUACAGAAAUACAAGUCUGUGUACGGGGACGUGGACAGUCCCCUACCCUUGGCCGAGGCACCGGGUGGCGGGCCGCACAGCACGCGUGAAGCUGAACUCCGACUACGCCUUAAGCUUGUAGAGGAAGAGGCCAAUAUUCUGGGUCGAAAGAUUGUAGAGCUUGAAGUAGAAAACCGAGGCUUGCGGGCUGAGAACGAGGACCUGCGCUGCCAGUAUGAGCGUGACUGCUUUGGGCGUGAACCUUUCUCCAGUGUGCCUACAUCUCCAUUUGGUGCAGACGCUCCAGAGUCUGCAACUGAGCUGCGACGCCAUUUGCAGUUUGUGGAGGAAGAGGCUGAGCUGCUACGGCGCUCCAUUUCCGAGAUCGAGGACCGCAAUAAACAACUGACCACCGAACUCAAUCGCUUUAAAUUUGGACCUUCGGAUGGUGAGGCCGAGGAGGUAGAGGGUGGUUUGGCCAUGCUGAAGUCUGGAAACAGUAGUGCAAGCAUGCCAGUGAGUGGCAUCGUGUCCCUGCAGGAAGAGCUGAAAUCUGCCCGAAUGCAGAUAAAUGAACUGAGCGGUAAGGUGAUGAAGCUGCAGUACGAAAACCGUGUACUGAUCUCAAACAUGCAACGCUGCGACCUGGCUGCACACCUGGGCAUUCACUCUGCAAGUCCUCGUGACAGCGAUGCCGACAGCGACGCAGGACGCAGGGAUGCCGAGGAGGAAGAGACAGGACGGCUCUUGCUGCUUCACCCCAAACGAGAAGGUCCAGUUGGUGGAGAGAGCGACUCUGAGGACCUGUUCGAGAAGACGGCCACCUCAGGUUUCGGAAGCGCUGGGAAGGGGUCAGAUAUAGGUGAGCUUGGACCGGUGGAGCUCACAAAGCGGAGACGGGAGGAUCGCGAGAUGCUUGGUGGUAUUAAAAGGGAGGCUGAGCGGCUAGGAAAGACCGUGGAGAGGCUCAUCUCGGACACGAACAGUCUGAUCUGCGAGGGGAGACUUGUCGUGACCGGAGCCGACUCGGUGGGGGAGGGAUCAGACUUCAGGGGUGACGGAGACUCAGCUGAAUCCAAGCCUGACUCUCAGUCUCAGGUGCUAGAUGCCAUCAAUGCUCGCAUGCGGACAUUCCGGGCAGAGCUUUAUGCCUUCAUGGAGAAAGUGGACCACCUGGGCGAAGGUCUAAGGGACCGCAGCGACGAUCUUUCGCCAAUGCCUAAUCUAACAGAGUCGAGCAGCUUUUUGUCAUCUGUCACAUCCAUGUCCCGCGACUCGCCUAUUGGAACUCUGGGAAGGGACCUGUCGACAGACUUUCAGUCCGGCCGGAGGCAGGAGUUCGAGUGGUCCCCAGGCCGGCGGAAUGGCCCGGAGGCGCCUGCGCUCAGUAGAUACGGCAGGCCCCACUGUGUCAGAGCCGAGCUCCGGGAGCCGACCCUGUCUGAAGUGGGCACUCCAGCCAGGGAGACACCGUUUGGUCUGGAUCUCGAGAGGAGGAUGAGAGCAGGACAGGAAGACAGAGACACUCUGCCAUCCUCCAUCACUCAGGAGGAGGAGCUGAGACAUCUGGAGGCGCGUCGAGGUCUGGAGUUGCAGGGUCUACAGCCGCAUGAGCCCACAUGGCCACAGGAAACAGCCCUCCUGCAACAGGAAGUGCGCCUGUUCCGUCAGAAUGCCAUCAUAGUCUACAUGAAGCUGCGCUGGAUCCUGAUGCACUGGAGGCUCGGGCGCAGGGCAGAAGCAGCCGAGGAGGGAGCCGAGUAUGAGCGGCUGGAAAGCAUCCCAGAGGUUGGAAUGAUGAGGGAACAUGCUCAGGAAGAGCCAGAACGAGAGAAAAAAGUGUGUCCCCAGGCCGUGUGGGGGGACAUCCCUGACCCUGGACCACUCUCACUGUCCCCGGAGAAACUCUAUCAGAAACAGACGGAUGACAGUAGACGCGUCUUUCAUGCCCUGCGUUCUCUGCUGGAGGAGUUGAGGGCGGAGCUACGGGACGAGGCUCAGAGAUGCUGCCAGCUGCAGCAGGCGCUGGCUAAUGAGAGAGCAGCGUGGGAGAUACAGCGUGCCGAGAUGAGGAGCCACAUAGCACAGCUGGAGGAGUCGAGAGGAGCAACAUUAGUAGGUGGGACGGACUCCUUGUGGCAGGAGAGGGAGAGGGAGCAGGAGAGGGAGCGGGAGGAGCAGAGGAGGCUUCUGGCCGACAGCCAUGGCGUGGCUCUGGAGCUGCGCUGGAAGCUGCGGCACGGCGAGCGGCGAUGGACCAGGGAGAGAAGCGAACUCCUGGAGAGCUUCGAGAGGGAGCGACAGGAGCGAGACCGUUACGUACAAGACCUCCGGCGCAAGAUGGAGAAGAUGCAGCGGGAACUGCCUCUCCGUCACUCUGAAGGAGGGACGCCGCGUGUCUUCUCUCCUCAGGACAGUCCCUGUAAGGUCCCUAGAUCUCCACGGUCUCCUCACGGAGCUCCAUGUGCCGUGUCUCGUUCCUACUCAGACUCGGAGGCCAUGCUGGAAGAGAAGACACGACCCUGUGAGAGCCUCUUCUUGAAUGCUCUGUCUCUGGAUCCACCAAAUGAGGCUGAGGUUCCACCUUCAUCCAGGCUGGACAGUGAGAGGAGGUUUCCCUGUCUGAAUGAAGCACUGAAUGAGAUCUCAGAGAGAGCAGAGCCUGUACUCUACCCCGAGGAAGAGAUGACCACUGGCAGCCUCCUCAGGGCAAAAUCAGUCUGUUCUAUGAGUGACUUCCAGCGUUUGAUGGACAGCUCGCCCUUCCUGCCAGACAAGAGCAAGUCAGGUGAAUGUGGGCGGGAUGAGGUGACCCCGCCACUGUCUCCUGAUGACCUCAAAUAUAUUGAGGAGUUUAACACCAAGGGCUGGGAUCUUUCCAAAUCCCCACUGUCUUCCUGCCCAAUCCCAGGCCCUGUGCUGCCCCCACAAGUAGUGGAGGCAUGGGUGGAACGGGCAGAUACCCACAGACCUGUUCCUUCUUCAUCAGAUACAUUUCAGCCAGCUGCAUGGUACUUGACCACCAGUGCCACACUAACCACCAAUACCACAAGUAGCCUGGAGCACUGCCAGCGCCUGGCUGCAAGAAGCUCCCCGGUGCCUGAACACUUUGGAGUGCGUGUCCUCCACAGCCCCACUAGGGCAGAGAGGUUAAACCCAGGACCGUCAGAUCAGGAGUAUGCCUUUCCCAGAAUGAGCAUGGAUAAUGAAGGGGAGGACUUUUUUGCAGGAAGGUGGCCUUGUGAACUGAGACAUUUGGAAGGUGAUGAGCAUGCUACUCUGUGCACUGCGAUGGGUUACACAUCUUCGCUUGAGCUAGAGCUAUCUCGGAACCUCAGUGAUGACAUGAAGGAAGUGGCAUUUUCUGUCCGAAAUGCCAUCCGCUCUAAUGUGGCAUCCGGAACCAGUCCUGUGGACCGUCAAAUGCGUGAUGCAGCAUGCCAGACAAAUGGCUCAACUACACGUGGCACACAAACCACACAGGGUGUAAAUGUGGCACUGCAGACACUCACCAGCAGCCCUCGCCGCUGCCUGACUCCCGUUUCAUCGCCCUCACGUAGCCUCAGGAAGGCACAGUACUCACCUGCUACACAGGCCAAGUUUGAACGGUCAUGCUGUUCACCAAAAUAUGGAUCACCUAAGCUCCAGCGCAAACCUUCGUGUACCAAUAAUGGCCAAGGCAAAUCUGAACCCCCUGCCACCAUAUCCAGAGCUCCAACUCCCACUUCUCAGGCUCUGAAGGGCAACAGUGAGUCAGCAUGGGCGCGUUCCACCACUACCCGUGACAGCCCCGUCCACACCACCAUCAACGAUGGCCUCUCCAGCCUCUUCAACAUCAUCGACCAUACCCCAGUGACGUAUGACUCUGCGCAGAAGUUCAACAAGUCUCCAAGUCGUUCCAGGCCCGUUGAAAGUGGGUCUGCAGGUGUUUCAGACCCUAAACCAGGCAAUUGUGGAGGACCACAGGACCAGACGAGGCCACCCAGGGGUCGUUCCCCAAGCCCUAUCCAGCUCAUAGUGGAAUUACAGGGUGAGAAGAACCCAGAGAUGAUUAGCAUCAGACAGGACUUGUCAGCGCCACCGGGUUACACGAUAGCAGAGAACGCUGCACGGAUAUUAAAUAAGAAACUGUUGGAGCAGGGCUUCAGGGAGGAGAAGAAACAGGGUUCAGCCACAGCAGCACAGAGCAAAGCGGGAGAAGUGGACAAACCUGGAUGCAUUGAGGACCUCCCCCGAUCUCCUGUAGCCCCGCCCCUGGACUCCUGUUUCCUGCGCCCGGCGCGUCCUGCCAACCGGCGCCCUCCCUCUCGCUGGGCCGCGCACUCUCCUUCUUCUUCACCCAACUACAAAGAUCACACAGAGAGGUUCCGCUUCCCCUCGCCCAUCAGACCUGCCCAGUCGAUCCCAGAGACAGAGGAGUCCUGUCAGGAACUACCUCAGCACCCAGCCUGAGGACAUCCUGCACCAGCCAAGCCUGCUCACUGUCCUCUCCUCUCUUCUUCUUUUUUCUUCACUCUUCUUCGCAUCCCGCCAUAAACCUACAGUUGACCUCUACUGUAGACUUGCAUUAGACUCGGAUUGUUCUCUCCAUCUGUUCUGUUACCUUUUCUCCUUCUCCUCUCCUUCCCUGUCAUAAUCUCUUCCUUUAUCCCACUAUCUUCUUUUCCUCUUUUUCUUUUUUUUUCUCCUCACCUUUGCCGACUUCUUCUCCUAUAACUUCUUUCUCAUAUAGUUUUUCCACGCUCCUCACCACUCUUAUUUUUCUCCUAUCCUCAUUCUCUUCAUUUUUUAUCUCAUUUAUUUACUUAUAAUCUCAUUUAUCCUUUUGUAUUUGCUUUUUCUUAUCCCUUCUUCCUUUUCAUCUUUUCCUUUAUUUCCCCCUUACCUUCUUUGUUUUGAUGCUCUCCUCCUAUUCCUCCUUUCAUCUUUUCUAACCAGCCUCCUGUAUAUUCCAUCUUCUCCUCUCAUACUCAGCCUCUCCUCCACGACCUCUUCUUCAUCCACCGACAAUCUCUUCUCCUCCUUCUCCUCCUCUUACCAUCUUCCGUUCCUCGCCUUCUCACUGUUCUCCUCCAUCUCUUUCUCCUUUAAUCCAGCCUGACCACACAAGCACCACCAGAGCGUCGGAACGUCCUAGCCCUUCUCCCACUUUCACGUCCUCGACACCGGGGAUGAGAGAAGGACGCAGUUCCUCGAGCACCAGCCGACAAGCAACAACCUUCUAGUACUUUCUGUGAGAAUUCAAGGACCUAGAAUGUACUGAAGCAAAACAACACAACCUACUCCAUCAGAGGUGCCUAAACACACUUGAUAUCUCAACGGUCCCUUAUAUGUGUGUCUCUGUGUAUAUGCAAUACAUCUGAAUUUAUACGUGUUGGUCAGAUUGAGAUGAUUUUUUUUUUUCUUAUAUCCUGGGGAAAAAAUAAAACGGAUAAAUCGAUUUGUCUAAAUGUUUACAUGUUGUUGCUUUGUUUUGCUCAUCCGUUUAGGAUAUAUAUGUUAUCUCCCAUGUACAUACUUAAUCAGAUUAUUUUCUUAUUCUUUGUGUAAUAGUUUUAUUUCUGUCUUUUUUUUCUUUUUUCUUUUUUGCUUGUGGCUUGAAUUUAUUUAAGAAAAAGACAUUUUAUUUAUUUUAUACACCGAAUAAAAGAUUAUGCGACAGAAGAACAGAAACCUGAGUCAGGGAAAAACAUGAAACAUGAUGUCAACAACACUGAAGUAUUUAUUACUCCAAAAGUAAAGCUGAACGUUUAACGCACCACAACAGGAAGGUCACGGGCAACUGAUUAUCCUUAUGCAUAUUUUCCUGCAUAAUUUGAUCCGCAUGCCUUUUCAACCCUAGCACUUUAGUGCAUGUUGUUAAAUGCUGUUGUACCUUGUGCUAUAGCUCUAUAAUAUAAGACAGCCCUAUAUACGAACACACACUCAACCACACACGUACACAUAUACAUACACACACACGCGCGCACACGCAAUCCACUGUCCAUGAUCUGUAAUGAUUUUGUUGCUGUCAAAUUUACACAAAAUUAGACCACUUUUUAAGUCGCUUAUUGUACCUAUUGCCCUGUCUUUGUAUAGUUGUUAUUAUUAUUAUUAUUAUUAUUAUUAUUAUUAUUAUUAUCAUUAUAUUUAAAUUAUUUCUUUAAAGGAUAAAAAUGGGAUUGUAAAAAAAAAAAUAUAUAUGAAUGUUUUAAAUUAAGUCAGUGUCUAAAGUCUAAUGAUAUAAAGUCUGUUUAAUUGGUAAUAAAAAUGAAUGUGUAUUUACAGAAAUUACUCGUCUGGUUAUGCAGAUCUG